AUGACUUCUGCAACAUCACCUAUCAUUUUGAAAUGGGACCCCAAAAGUUUGGAAAUCAGGACUCUCACAGUAGAGAGGCUAUUGGAGCCGCUCGUUACCCAGGUGACAACCCUUGUUAACACAAGCAAUAAAGGACCAUCCGGCAAAAAGAAAGGGCGCUCUAAGAAGGCUCAUGUCUUGGCUGCUUCAGUAGAGCAGGCCACGCAAAACUUUCUAGAGAAAGGAGAUCAAAUUGCUAAAGAGAGCCAGGACCUCAAGGAGGAAUUGGUCGCUGCUGUAGAGGAUGUACGCAAACAAGGAGAAACGAUGAGAAUCGCCUCUUCGGAGUUUGCUGACGACCCAUGCUCCUCCGUGAAACGGGGCACCAUGGUGCGGGCUGCGCGUGCCUUGCUUUCUGCUGUCACUCGCUUGCUCAUCCUGGCUGAUAUGGCUGAUGUCAUGAGGCUUCUAUCACACCUGAAAAUUGUGGAGGAGGCAUUAGAAGCAGUGAAAAAUGCAACAAAUGAACAAGACUUAGCAAAUCGCUUUAAAGAAUUUGGAAAAGAGAUGGUAAAACUGAACUAUGUAGCUGCUAGACGGCAACAGGAACUGAAAGAUCCUCACUGCAGGGAUGAGAUGGCUGCAGCUCGAGGUGCUCUGAAGAAGAAUGCCACUAUGUUGUACACUGCAUCCCAAGCAUUUCUCCGUCACCCUGACGUUGCGGCCACUAGGGCCAACAGAGACUACGUCUUCAAGCAAGUACAAGAAGCAAUUGCUGGUAUCUCCAAUGCUGCCCAGGCCACCUCACCCACUGAUGAGAACAAGGGGCACACUGGCAUAGGAGAGCUUGCUGCUGCACUAAAUGAAUUUGAUAACAAAAUAAUUUUAGACCCAAUGACUUUCAGCGAGGCCCGCUUCAGACCAUCUCUUGAAGAAAGGCUGGAGAGUAUCAUCAGCGGAGCAGCGCUGAUGGCAGACUCUUCGUGCACGCGAGACGACCGCCGGGAACGCAUCGUAGCCGAGUGCAAUGCGGUGCGGCAGGCCCUGCAGGAUCUGCUCAGCGAGUAUAUGAAUAACUGUAAAUAUUGCAUCUGGGAUGAUGAAAAUAUAAAAACUGGAAGGAAGGAGAAGGGGGACCCACUCAACAUUGCUAUUGACAAGAUGACCAAGAAAACACGAGACCUUCGAAGACAGCUACGGAAGGCGGUAAUGGAUCAUAUAUCAGAUUCGUUCCUGGAGACCAAUGUCCCAUUACUGGUUCUCAUUGAGGCUGCAAAAAGCGGUAAUGAGAAAGAAGUGAAGGAGUACGCUCAGGUCUUCCGUGAACACGCCAACAAGUUAGUUGAGGUUGCAAAUCUGGCAUGUUCAAUCUCGAAUAAUGAAGAAGGUGUGAAGUUAGUCCGUAUGGCAGCAACACAGAUUGAUAGUCUGUGCCCACAGGUAAUAAAUGCUGCACUCACGUUGGCCGCCAGACCCCAGAGCAAAGUAGCACAGGACAACAUGGACGUCUUCAAAGAUCAGUGGGAGAAACAAGUGCGAGUUCUCACGGAAGCUGUUGAUGACAUCACUUCGGUGGAUGAUUUCCUCUCUGUUUCAGAAAACCAUAUUCUGGAAGAUGUGAAUAAGUGUGUGAUUGCUCUCCAAGAGGGGGAUGUCGAUACACUGGACAGAACUGCGGGUGCCAUCCGAGGCCGUGCAGCCAGAGUGAUUCACAUCAUUAACGCCGAGAUGGAAAACUAUGAAACUGGAGUUUAUACUGAGAAGGUUCUGGAAGCUACCAAACUGCUCUCUGAAACUGUUAUGCCACGUUUUGCUGAACAAGUUGAGGUUGCCAUUGAAGCUUUGAGCGCGAAUGUCCCACAGCCAUUUGAAGAGAAUGAGUUCAUAGAUGCCUCCCGCUUGGUUUAUGAUGGAGUUCGUGACAUCAGGAAAGCUGUUCUGAUGAUAAGGACCCCUGAAGAGCUAGAGGAUGAUUCAGACUUUGAGCAGGAAGAUUAUGAUGUUCGCAGCCGAACAAGUGUUCAGACUGAAGAUGACCAGCUUAUUGCUGGCCAGAGUGCAAGGGCUAUCAUGGCUCAGCUUCCCCAGGAGGAGAAGGCUAAGAUUGCUGAGCAGGUAGAGAUAUUCCACCAAGAAAAGAGCAAACUGGAUGCAGAGGUGGCCAAGUGGGAUGACAGUGGUAAUGACAUCAUCGUGUUGGCAAAGCAGAUGUGCAUGAUUAUGAUGGAAAUGACAGACUUUACUAGAGGUAAAGGCCCCCUGAAGAAUACAUCCGAUGUCAUUAAUGCGGCCAAGAAGAUUGCAGAGGCAGGAUCAAGGAUGGACAAAUUGGCACGGGCGGUAGCUGAUCAGUGCCCAGACUCAGCCUGCAAACAGGAUCUGCUAGCCUACCUGCAGCGCAUUGCCCUCUACUGCCACCAACUCAAUAUCUGCAGCAAAGUGAAGGCAGAAGUUCAGAACCUGGGAGGAGAACUUAUUGUAUCAGGGACUGGAGUUCAGAGCACUUUCACUACCUUUUAUGAGGUAGAGUGUGAUGUCAUAGAUGGGGGCAGGGCUAGUCAACUUUCUACCCACCCACCCACCUGUGCUGAGGGAGCUACGCUUGAGAUCGGAAGCAGUGACUCCUCGACGCUGGACAGUGCCACUUCUCUCAUCCAGGCAGCUAAAAAUCUGAUGAACGCUGUGGUCCUUACAGUGAAAGCAUCGUAUGUGGCUUCUACUAAAUAUCAGAAGGUCUAUGGUACUGCUGCAGUGAACUCACCAGUUGUAUCUUGGAAGAUGAAGGCCCCUGAGAAGAAACCUCUAGUAAAGAGAGAAAAACCAGAAGAAUAUCAGACAAGAGUGAGAAGAGGGUCCCAGAAGAAACAUAUUUCCCCUGUACAGGCCUUAAGUGAAUUUAAAGCUAUGGAUUCAUUCUAA
This is a messenger RNA of Egretta garzetta (little egret), 2898 nucleotides long. RefSeq names its product catenin alpha-2. Gene Ontology annotation, molecular function: beta-catenin binding; cadherin binding; structural molecule activity. Lineage: Eukaryota; Metazoa; Chordata; Aves; Pelecaniformes; Ardeidae. The transcript is spliced from 20 exons. Gene Ontology annotation, biological process: cell migration; cell-cell adhesion. The coding region runs from base 1 to 2898 and encodes 965 amino acids. Gene Ontology annotation, cellular component: catenin complex; adherens junction; actin cytoskeleton. The record is from RefSeq and is a predicted model, not a curated record.